Molecule: messenger RNA, 2826 nt
Organism: Acipenser ruthenus (sterlet)
Lineage: Eukaryota; Metazoa; Chordata; Actinopteri; Acipenseriformes; Acipenseridae
Product: SLAM family member 8-like
Exons: 5
Coding region: 1655-2431 (258 amino acids)
Source: RefSeq, a predicted model, not a curated record
AUUGCAUUCUUGCAUUCAUGAAAUGUAAAAUUAUCACCAUGAAUUUAGUUUAGCAAAAACCAUAUUUGUUUAUUUAUCAGAUGCCUUUAUCCAAGACGACUUACAGAGACUAGGGUGUGUGAACUAUGCAUCAGCUGCAGAGUCACUUACAACUACGUCUCACCCGAAAGACGGAGCACAAGGAGGUGAAGUGACUUGCUCAGGGUCACACAAUGAGUCAGUGGCUGAGGUGGGAUUUGAAUCUGGGACCUUCUAGUUACAAGCAUUUUUAUUUAACCACUGGACCACACAGCCUCCAUAUGGUGACACUUUACAUUAGGUUACAGUUUGAAUGUACUUAACUUUGAAAUCUUUUUGCACGAUAUAGGUCAGUACACAAUGUUAUCAGAAAAGGGUUAGGGACACACAAGGUUAUUUCAUGCAAAAAAAUUCACUCAUGAAGUCCAUCGUAACUCUACAUAAUAACAUUGUAAUGAUGAGUAAGGACACAUGUAUUUACUAAGUAACCGCUAUGCAAACACAGUCAUUAGAGACACUGCCUGGAAAGUUACCAAGCUGCUGCUUAUUAACGUUUAUAAAUGUGUAAUAACUGGUAUAGAGUGUUAAUAAAGCAUUGUAGAUGCACUAGCCAUAGACUCAAUUGCGUUUCAACAUCCCAAAGUAGAAUAGGUGGCUAUAAACUGUCCCCUUUAUAAAACUGGAAUUCAGUCUAUGGCUAUUGCGUGGUUAUAAAUCACCCAUAAUCUGUUAUUAACAAUGUAUAACAUAGUUAUUAAGCAUCUAUUAUAUAGUUAUACAAUGUUUAUAAAACAUUAAUAAGCAGCACCUUAAUAUAAUUUACAGCUCUGGCCAAAAGGGUUGCAUCAGCUAGAAUGUUAUGAUAUUGAGACAUAAUUUAAAAAAAACAACUAUACAAAACAUAAUUUUGAUAUUUUAUGUAACAUCAUGCAAGAUAAGAAACAACAAAAUGAUAUGGCAACAGUCGACCAGAAACUACAAGAGUGGUACAGUAUUUCGUGUUAGAUUUUGAAAUGUCACAUUUUUUCAAUUUUUGGAAAACUCCAAAGCGGUGUGAAAUUCAAUAUGUUAACAAGGGAACAUUAUUCAGCAGCUUUCAUUGGACUCUGUGAAGCUGAGGGAGUUCAUUCUAUAUAGAGGGGGUGGAAUUCAAUAUGUUAACAAGGGAACAUUAUUCAGCAGCUUUUCAUUCUCAUGUAUGAUGCAAAAGGAGUUCAUUCUAAUGGUUAAGGCUGAACUUUUGGUCAGAGAUGCUAUUCGAAGGGUUAAUGUCUCAAUAAGCUAGCUGGAAAUUAUGAUGAGAAUCAUUAAAUUCAUAAAGUGGAAGAACUCCUUCCUUAUGAGUUCCUAUGAAGAUACAUGCUUGUGAGCGUAUAAACCCAGAACCACAAACACUGCCCCCCCAUAUACAACAGAAAACACACACACACACACUGGCACACACACUGGUUCAGUCGCUAGACGUGGUUUUUGAUAUUUUAGGGGAAUUGCAUUGAAUAAACAGGAAAUGAAAUACAGCGACGCCUCUGCUGACACACCAGGCUCAUGAUAUGCGGUUAAAAUGUUUAGAAAAAAAGAAGACUUUUAGCAAACUUCUAUUAAACGCAUAGCCAUUUCAACAACGCUGAACCGCGAGAUGUCCGGACUUUCCCGAGCGCUUUGUUCAAAUUCCAUGCGACCGAUUUUCAUUGUGCUUUCUGGUUUGCUGGUGGCCAGUUCAGUAUCUGCUGAUCCAGUCGUGAAUGGGACUGUUGGAGAGUCCGUUGUCUUGCUCGCUGUGUUCUCUCAACAAUCAGACAUUACUGGAGUGGAAUGGAGUUUCGGUACAGAUGUCAUUGCUAAUGAAGGAAAUAUUAAUGGAACUAAGCAGUUCAAAGAUAGGGUGCAUCUGAACAGAAGAGACUGGUCUUUAACAAUCAAUCUGCUCAGAGCUGAAGACAGUGGAGAAUAUAAACGUGUUGUUGAAACAGCUACUGGUCAGCUCCCAACACACGCGGUUACUCUUCAAGUUUAUGAAAAGAUCGAGUCAAAGGUCACGAGGAAACCAUCGAAUGAAACCUGCCGUGCGACGCUGCACUGCACCACGAACCAACGAGAACACGUCUCCUACCGCUGGAAGAGAGGGGACCAGGAUUUACCUGAGCAUGCUGGGAUACUGGAGGUGUCCUUGAACCCUGGAGAGAUUAAUGUUAUCUUCACCUGCGUCGCUUCUAAUCCAGUCAGUGAGGCAGCAGCGUCUAUCUGGGAGAGCUGUGCAGAGUCCCCGGGGGGUGUUUCGUUCUGUGUGUUGAAGUCGGUCCUUCUCUCCCUGGGUCUGGUUCUGAUGAUCUCUGCUGUGAUCGGAGUCCAUGUGAGGGAUUGCAUGCAUACAAAAAGAAAUGUGCGGCGGCAUCGAGCAGCAUGUGAGACUUAAAGGAAGCAGAGACCGGUUUAGCCUCCUGCACUGAGAGAGGACUGCAGACCCGCAGAGCGGCUGAAUGCAAACCUGCACUGAGAAAGGACUGCAGACCCGCAUCAUGGCUGAAUUUUAUUUCCUUAAAAUUUUCCAUAUAUAUAUAUCAGUGUGGAGUAGUGGUGAGGGCUGGACUCUUGACCGGAGGGUCGUGGGUUCAAUCCCAGGUGGGGGACACUGCUGCUGUACCCUUGAGCAAGGUACUUUACCUAGAUUGCUCCAGUAAAAAACCCAACUGUAUAAAUAGGUAACUGUAUGUAAAAAUAAUGUAAUUGUAUGUAAAAAUAAUGUGAUAUCUUGUAACAAUUGUAAGUCGCCCUGGAUAAGGGCGUCUGCUAAGAAAUAAAUAAUAAUAA